Molecule: messenger RNA, 7435 nt
Organism: Dermochelys coriacea (leatherback sea turtle)
Lineage: Eukaryota; Metazoa; Chordata; Testudines; Dermochelyidae
Gene: TAF1
Product: TATA-box binding protein associated factor 1
Exons: 40
Coding region: 201-6080 (1959 amino acids)
Biological process (GO): DNA-templated transcription initiation; RNA polymerase II preinitiation complex assembly; transcription by RNA polymerase II
Cellular component (GO): transcription factor TFIID complex
Molecular function (GO): RNA polymerase II general transcription initiation factor binding; RNA polymerase II general transcription initiation factor activity; TBP-class protein binding
Source: RefSeq, a predicted model, not a curated record
CCGAUCCUUGCCGUAGUCUCCCCCGGGCGUCGGCGGCGCGCUGGGCCGAAUCUAUCGCCCCGGCAGCGCCGGCCCCGCCCUUCCACUCCGAGCAGACGCUCUCGCCGCGCGUUCUCUAUGGUGCUUUCCUCAGGCGUGACCCGGCGGCGCUGGUGUUUCGGUUCUGCUUCCGGGUUGCGUCCCGGGACGAGGCGGGAGCGAUGUCGGACUCGGAGAGCGAGGAGGAGGCGGAGGGGGGCCGCGCCGGGCCCUUCUCCCUGGCCGGGUUCCUCUUCGGGAACAUUAACGAGGCGGGGCAGCUGGAGGGGGAGAGCGUCUUGGACAAGGAAUCCAAGAAGCAUUUAGCCGGUUUGGGCGCCUUGGGGCUGGGCAACCUGAUCACCGAGAUCACAGCCAGCGAGGAGGAUGCUGCUGAGACUGACGGAGCCCAGCUGGAUGAGGAGGGCUGGGUUAAGAGCACAGAGGAUGCUGUUGAUUACUCAGAUAUUAAUGAGGUGGCUGAAGAUGAGAGUCGCAGAUACAGGCAAGCAAUGGGCACCCUUCAGCCAAUUCGAAGACCAGAUGACGAUGAGGAUGAUUAUGAUGCCGACUGCGAAGAUAUUGAUUCUAAGCUGAUGCCUCCACCACCUCCACCUCCAGUAAAGAGAGACGAUGAAAAAGAUGCAACAGCCGCUGUAUCUGAAGAUGGAGAUGGUAUCAUUCUGCCCUCCAUCAUUGCUCCGUCCUCUGCUACCUCUGAGAAGGCAGAUUUCAGCAGCUCUUCUGAUUCUGAGUCAGAGAUGGGACCCCAAGAUGCAAGGCAGGCAGAAUCCAAGGAAGGGAAACUGACGCUGCCUCUUGCAGGAAUAAUGCAGCGAGAUGCCACCAAACAGCUGCCGAGUGUUACCGAGCUGUUCCCGGAAUUCCGGCCCGGCAAGGUGCUGCGUUUUCUCCGUCUCUUUGGCCCUGGGAAGAAUGUUCCAUCUGUUUGGCGUAGUGCCCGGAGGAAACGCAAAAAGAAACAUCGGGAGCUAAUGCAAGAAGUGCAGAUCCAGGAGGGUGACACUGCAACCGAAGCAGGAAUGGAAGAGAAGUCUCCCUGGGAAUACGAGUUUGCUCCUCCUCCUCCUCCUGAGCAGUGCCUCUCAGAUGAUGAGAUCACUAUGAUGGCACCUGUGGAGUCCAAGUUUUCCCAGUCUACUGGAGACAUAGACAAAGUGACAGAUACCAAGCCCAAGGUGUCUGAAUGGCGUUAUGGGCCAGCCCAGCUCUGGUAUGAUAUGCUGGGGAUUCCUGAGGAUGGCAGUGGAUUUGACUAUGGUUUCAAACUAAAAGAGCAUGCGAGAGAACAGGAGACUUCAGGUCAUUCUGUGGAGAAGAACUUGGGAGUGAUGGCUGAGAAGGACGACUUGCUGGCUGAUGAGCACUUCCUCAUGGUGACACAGCUACAAUGGGAGGAUGAUGUGAUCUGGAAUGGGGAGGAUAUCAAACACAAAGGGACUAAAACACAGCGUGCGAGCCUGGCAGGCUGGCUGCCCUCUAGUAUGACCAGAAAUGCCACUGCGUACAAUGCCCAACAAGGGCUGAACCGUAGUGGAUCUUUGCUCAAUCCACCCAUUCCACUAGUGCAGAAACCCAGUGUAGCAGGGGUCCUGGGCAUCGCAAAGGGCAAAGAGAAACAGCCUCCUGAGCAGCAAGCUGCCCUGGAUGAAGAUAAACCCUGGUUCUCCAUUUUCCCAAUCGAUAAUGAGGAGUUAGUGUAUGGCCGUUGGGAAGACAAUAUCAUCUGGGAUGACCAGGCGAUGGAAAUGUUCUUGGAUCCUCCAGUCCUGACACUCGACCCAAAUGAUGAAAACAUCAUCCUGGAAAUUCCUGAUGAAAAGGAAGAGAUGACUUUGAACUCUCCCUCCAAGGAGAACAAGAAAGAAUCAUCUCUAAAGAAGAGUCGGAUCCUGUUGGGAAAAACAGGCGUCAUCAAGGAAGAACCACAGCAGAAUAUGUCUCAGCCGGAGGUGAAGGAUCCCUGGAAUCUCUCCAAUGAUGAGUUUUACUAUCCCAAACAGCAGGGGCUUCGAGGAACCUUUGGAGGGAACAUCAUCCAGCACUCUAUCCCUGCAGUGGAACUUCGCCAGCCAUUCUUCCCCACCCAUAUGGGUCCUAUGAAGCUCCGACAAUUUCAUCGCCCUCCAUUGAAGAAAUAUUCCUUUGGGACCUUGUCCCAGCCAGGACCCCAUUCUGUGCAGCCACUGCUGAAACAUAUCAAGAAGAAAGCCAAGAUGAGAGAGCAGGAGCGGCAGGCUUCAGGAGGUGGGGAGAUGUUCUUCAUGCGCACACCACAGGACCUAACUGGUAAGGAUGGUGACCUCAUCCUUGCUGAGUAUAGUGAGGAAAAUGGUCCUUUAAUGAUGCAGGUUGGCAUGGCAACAAAGAUAAAGAACUACUACAAGCGGAAACCUGGCAAGGACCCUGGAGCACCAGAUUGUAAAUACGGAGAGACUGUUUACUGUCACACAUCUCCAUUCCUGGGAUCACUGCACCCUGGCCAGUUACUGCAGGCAUUUGAAAACAAUCUCUUCCGGGCUCCCAUUUAUCUGCACAAAAUGCCAGAAACGGAUUUCCUAAUUAUCCGGACACGACAAGGCUGUUACAUUCGGGAGCUGGUUGAUAUCUUUGUAGUUGGACAGGAGUGCCCCCUCUUUGAAGUUCCUGGUCCCAACUCCAAACGGGCCAAUACCCACAUCAGAGACUUUCUACAGGUCUUCAUUUAUCGCUUGUUCUGGAAGAGCAGAGACCGGCCGCGGAGAAUUCGCAUGGAGGAUAUCAAGAAGGCAUUUCCUUCACACUCAGAGAGCAGCAUUCGAAAGCGGCUAAAGCUAUGUGCUGACUUUAAACGCACAGGGAUGGACUCAAAUUGGUGGGUAUUAAAGUCAGACUUCAGAUUACCAACAGAAGAGGAAAUAAGAGCGAUGGUGUCCCCAGAACAGUGCUGCGCCUAUUAUAGCAUGAUUGCAGCUGAACAGCGGCUAAAGGAUGCAGGUUAUGGGGAAAAAUCGUUCUUUGCCCCAGAGGAAGAGAAUGAGGAGGACUUCCAGAUGAAGAUUGAUGAUGAGGUGCGCACAGCUCCUUGGAAUACCACACGAGCCUUCAUUGCUGCUAUGAAGGGGAAGUGUCUUCUAGAAGUGACUGGUGUGGCAGAUCCUACAGGUUGUGGUGAAGGAUUCUCCUAUGUGAAGAUCCCAAACAAACCAACCCAGCAGAAGGACGACAAGGAGCCGCAGCCAGUGAAGAAGACCGUGACAGGAACAGAUGCUGAUCUCCGGCGUCUGUCUCUCAAAAAUGCCAAACAGCUUCUACGUAAAUUUGGUGUUCCUGAAGAAGAGAUUAAGAAGCUUUCCCGUUGGGAAGUGAUUGAUGUGGUGCGCACAAUGUCCACAGAGCAGGCUCGCUCAGGGGAGGGGCCUAUGAGUAAAUUUGCACGUGGGUCUCGGUUCUCAGUGGCAGAACAUCAGGAGAGAUAUAAAGAGGAGUGUCAACGCAUCUUCGACUUGCAGAAUAAAGUUUUAGAAUCAACUGAGAUCUUGUCAACAGACACAGACAGCAGCUCAGCUGAGGACAGUGAUUUCGAGGAGAUGGGAAAGAAUAUUGAGAAUAUGUUACAGAACAAGAAAACUAGCUCACAGCUGUCUCGGGAGAGAGAAGAACAGGAGCGGAAGGAGCUGCAGAGGAUGCUUCUGGGAGAAGACAGUGGCAAUGACAAAGAAAGGAGCAAAAAGGACAGGAGAGACAAAAAAGGAUUGUCAUCAGCUUCGGGCACCUCAGCAGGCUCUCACAAAGAUGAUGACACUGCCUCUGUAACUAGUCUCAAUUCCUCUGCCACUGGCCGUCGCCUCAAAAUCUAUCGCACGUUUCGAGAUGAGGAUGGGAAAGAGUAUGUGCGGUGUGAGACAGUUCGUAAGCCCUCUGUCAUUGAUGCCUACAGCCGAAUACGGACCACCAAGGAUGAAGAGUUCAUACGAAAAUUUGCCCUCUUUGAUGAGCAGCACCGGGAGGAGAUGCGGAAGGAGCGGCGCAGGAUCCAGGAGCAACUAAGGCGGCUCAAACGGAACCAGGAAAAAGAAAAACUCAAGGGCCCACCAGAGAAAAAACCCAAGAAAAUGAAGGAGCGGCCAGAUCUGAAGUUAAAAUGUGGAGCCUGUGGUGCAAUUGGACAUAUGAGAACUAAUAAAUUCUGUCCCCUCUACUACCAAACGAAUGCCCCACCCUCCAACCCUGUUGCCAUGACAGAGGAGCAGGAGGAAGAGCUGGAAAAGACAGUCAUUCACAAUGAUAAUGAAGAGCUUAUCAAAGUGGAGGGGACCAAAAUUGUCCUUGGAAAGCAACUGAUUGAGAGUGCAGAUGAGGUUCGCAGGAAAUCACUGGUCUUGAAGUUUCCUAAACAACAGCUUCCUCCAAAGAAAAAGCGGCGAGUUGGGACCACUGUUCACUGUGAUUACUUGAAUCGGCCUCACAAGUCAAUCCAUCGGCGACGAACAGACCCGAUGGUAACUUUGUCAUCCAUUCUAGAGGGCAUUAUCAACGAUAUGAGGGAUCUUCCCAAUACAUACCCAUUUCACACGCCUGUUAAUGCAAAGGUCGUGAAAGACUAUUACAAAAUCAUUACACGGCCUAUGGACCUACAGACCCUGCGUGAGAAUGUCCGCAAACGUUUAUACCCUUCCCGGGAAGAGUUCCGUGAACAUCUGGAGCUGAUUGUGAAGAACAGUGCAACGUACAAUGGGCCAAAACACUCACUGACCCAGAUAUCUCAGUCCAUGCUGGACCUCUGUGAUGAAAAACUAAAAGAGAAGGAAGAUAAACUGGCUCGGUUAGAGAAAGCAAUUAAUCCUCUCCUGGACGAUGAUGACCAAGUGGCUUUUUCCUUCAUAUUGGAUAACAUCGUCACUCAAAAAAUGAUGGUGGUACCAGAUUCUUGGCCAUUUCAUCAUCCAGUUAAUAAAAAGUUUGUUCCAGAUUAUUACAAAGUGAUCAUCAAUCCAAUGGACCUAGAGACCAUCCGCAAGAAUAUCUCCAAACACAAGUAUCAGAACAGGGAGACCUUCCUGGAUGAUGUUAAACUGAUCCUUGCCAACAGCAUUAAGUACAAUGGGCCGGAUAGUCAGUACACAAAAACUGCUCAGGAAAUUGUCAACAUCUGUUGCCAGACUCUGGCUGAGUAUGAUGAGCAUUUGACUCAGCUUGAAAGAGACAUCUCUACUGCUAAGGAAGCAGCACUCGAGGAGGCAGAUUUGGACAGUCUUGACCCUAUGACCCCUGGACCCUACACACCUCAGCCACCAGAUUUGUAUGAUACCAACACCUCUCUCAGUAUGUCACGUGAUGCUUCAGUCUAUCAAGAUGAGAGCAACUUGUCUGCUAUGGACACUCCCACCACUACCCCAGAGAAGCGGGGGACACAGAUGCGCCAGGGACGAGGUAGGCUGGGCGAGGAAGACUCUGACGUAGAUAUUGAAGGGUUUGAUGAGGAUGAGGAUGGGAAACCUAAGACUCCAGCCCCAGAAGUUGAAGAUGGGGAUGGUGACCUUGCUGAUGAAGAAGAAGGCUCAGCACAACAGCCCCAGGCCAGUGUUCUUUAUGAAGAUUUGCUUAUGUCAGAUGGAGAGGAUGAGGAUGAAGGGAGUGAUGAAGAAGGCGAUAAUCCCUUUUCAUCUAUCCAGCUCAGUGAAAGUGGCAGUGAUUCAGAUGUGGAGCCCAGUGCAAUGAGACCCAAACAACCUCAUGUCCUUCAAGAGAACACACGAAUGGGCAUGGAGAAUGAAGAGAGUAUGAUGUCUUAUGAGGGUGAUGGCGGGGAGACCUCUCAUGUUAUGGAGGACAGUAAUAUCAGUUAUGGCAGCUAUGAGGAGCCAGAUCCAAAGUCCAACACACGAGAUACCAGCUUUAGCAGCAUUGGAGGGUAUGAAAUCUCUGAAGAGGAGGAGGAGGAGGAAGAACAGCGAUGUGGGCCAAGUGUGUUAAGUCAGGUUCAUCUUUCAGAGGAUGAGGAAGAUAGUGAGGAUUUUCACUCCAUUGCAGGAGAUAGUGACCUGGACUCAGAUGAAUGAGUUGCCCAGAUACUCUGUUACUGAGGGAUGUAGCAAUUUGUGGUCUGGAUUCAGAUGAAUGAAUUUCCCUCAUACUCUUUUGUACUAAGGGACUAUGCACUGUUAAUUUGAAGCAGCUUAUUUUUCUUGUAUAACUUCAAUUUUAGUAGAAUUCUGUUGUAUAUUUAUUAUUAAAUUAUCUGAAUUGUGAAUGACAAGAUUUAGACAAAGAGAACCUUCUGUGACCUGCACAGCAGUCCAGGAAAUCUAGGUACUGAAGCCAGCUAAAGUUUUACUUCCCCUCAUUAUUUUCAGAUAUACACUGAAAACUUACUACAAAUAUUAGGCUGGUUUUUAAAUACCUUACAUUGACCUUUGAUAUGACUCAGUUAACCAGCCCAUACAUUUAUAUAAGAAAUAAACAAUUGAAGAAAUAUUCUACAAAAGUCGGAGUAAAUUUAACAUCUAAAGCAUUUUUAACAUCUAAAGCAGCUUUUCCCCUUUAUUAGAGAAGGGCAUGGUCCUUAUAUUUUCUGAAAUGUACCCCAAGUAUUCAGAAAAAAAUUAGUCAGGCCCAUCAGCCCAUGAAUGCAUUCCCUGGAAUUCUACCACAACUGGUUUCUAGGUCUCUUGGGAACUGCUUAACGGCCUUGAACAUCUUAAUUCACAGGAAGAACAGGUCUUUUGAAGCUCCCUGCUCAAGUUAGUUUGUCCUGGAAAUCCGUAACUGCUAACCCAAGUCUUCAUCCAGGAGUUGCACAGGAAUUUCUCUGGGCUUUCCUUGUGCUUUAAAAUAUCUGGGAGUGAAUUCACUUUCUUGUCUUAAUCAAAUGAAGGGAAAGCAUAGACCCAUCUGGGAAGUGCUAUAGAGCCUUCUUGUCUUUCUGUUGUAUAGUUCAUUGGAUGAAUCCUUAAAGUCAAAAUACAGAUAAAUUCCUUAUAUGCUAUUUCAUUAUAGGAUGGUUUCUGUCCAUUGUCCCUUAGCUUUUGUGAGAGCAGGUCUCAGUCCACUUGUGAUUUCAUAACCAUCCUUGCCUGGUAAGCAUGUUGGUGCUCUUCCAUGUAUGGGACAGAAGGGAGAAGAAUAGACAGUGUUCAAAGUGAAAUUUAAAAUCUGAUGUUUUUAGCUAGAGUGAAUACUUAGCGUUUGGGUUCCUUCAAAAUACCUAUGUCACAUCUGGAAAAAUCCCCUCUUGGUACAUAUAUAGAAAUGGUAGUAGCCACACAUCCAACCAGAAUCAUAAAUGUUGAAUUUCCUGACUUGUGUAUUUAAAUUCUAAACCUUUCAGUUAAUAUUGACAUAUUUUGUUUUAAUGAAAGUUCCUUUAAUUUACAUUUUGCUAGUGAAUGUAUUUGAAAUAAAUUUGUAACGGUAA